UGUGGGAAAUGCUCCAUAUAAAGUCUAAACUUACUAAACAUGAAAAAAUACACACAGGAGGAAGACAAUGUAACUGCAAAUGUGAAAAACCCUUCAUUAAUAAAUCACAUCUUACUUCACAUAAGGAAAUACAUAUAGGAGAGAAGGUCUAUGUGUGUGAUGAACAUGAGAGAAUUUUCUAUCAGAAGUCAGACCUUACUAUGCAUCAGAGAAUUCACACAGGAGAAAAGGGGUAUGGAUGUCAUGAAUGUGGAAAAACUUUUCACCAGGAGUCACUCCUCAGCGGACGUGAGAUAAUUCACACAGUGGAUAUGGAACCUGUGAAUAUUGAAAGCCAACUGUAAUGAACGUGGAAACAUCUUUUGUCAUAAGUCACACCACAAUAGUCAUCAGAGAAUGUGCACAACAGAGAAGUCCUGUAUGGCAGAAACUGGCUGUGUGUUUUUGCCGAUCCACUAUCUUUGCUUUUGUACACACAGUUUGCCUGCAUACUCAGCCUCCAGUUACUGUGGGUGGGACCACAUAGCUGAGCUCCGUUGAGGUGAAUCUGUAUACAAUUGAUGAACAUUACUUUCAGGACUGGAAAAAAGAAAAAAAGUCCCAUGCAGGUUUUCCUGACUUUUCAUGCUGUCUGGGAUUGAAGUGCUGGUGACCCACAUGGUGGACUUGGGAGACAUCGGUGGGAGAAGGCCAACAUGACUUAACACAGAACAAAUUGAUUGUAGAAAGUUGAGAUCAUCCCAUACCUCUGUCCCAAAACCUCUAUUUGUGCUUUACAUUAGUGAGAAAUAAAUACUGUGUUGAGCCA
Messenger RNA from Galeopterus variegatus (Sunda flying lemur), 808 nucleotides. RefSeq names its product putative zinc finger protein 876. The coding region runs from base 9 to 344 and encodes 111 amino acids. Gene Ontology annotation, molecular function: DNA-binding transcription factor activity, RNA polymerase II-specific; RNA polymerase II cis-regulatory region sequence-specific DNA binding. The transcript has 2 exons. The record is from RefSeq and is a predicted model, not a curated record. NCBI's taxonomy places the organism in Eukaryota, Metazoa, Chordata, Mammalia, Dermoptera, Cynocephalidae. Gene Ontology annotation, biological process: regulation of transcription by RNA polymerase II.